This is a messenger RNA of Bolinopsis microptera, 577 nucleotides long. Its product is annotated as glutaredoxin-2, mitochondrial-like. NCBI's taxonomy places the organism in Eukaryota, Metazoa, Ctenophora, Tentaculata, Lobata, Bolinopsidae. The transcript is spliced from 6 exons. The record is from RefSeq and is a predicted model, not a curated record. Bases 98 to 577 code for a protein of 159 amino acids.
UGCUAGAGUUCCACCACCUUUUGAAAUAGGACUACAGAACCGUCCUCCGGGCAGGAAUCACAGAGGAAGGAGGUUUGAGAGAGCAGAUAUUGAUCAGAUGGGGGUCCACAAUUGGGUUGAGAACAUGUUCCACAUGAUAGAGACUGGAGAAGUAGACGAACAUUCCGCUCACUACAUCAACCUUGCUCACGAGAUGAUAAAAAGGUUCAGCGCAGUUGUUUUUAUGAAAGAAAAAGAGCGUCUCGGUAAAAAAGCUUCUAAUCUCAUACGAAAGGUUCGGACGAAACAUCACAUUAAAGAAGAUGAAGCUCUAGAAGUUACUAUCGACAACACCAGAGCUGCCAGAAAAGUCUACAGAGACCUGCUCAAGAUUACUGGCAUCAGAGAUCUACCUCAGAUAUUUGUGAACGAAACUUUUAUUGGUAGCUGGCAGGAUCUGAAGACUCUUAACAAGACAGGUAUGCUCUCGAAAGAAUUACUGAGUUCAAUAGGAUUCAAAGAUUUGUUCUGUCCGAUUUGCGCAGAGACUGGAGGGAAAAACCACGAGGCCCAUAAAGAUAGGGUAAAGAACUUUUAG